AAAGCAGUGAAACGUGUUGGCAAAUCACAAAGUGGAAAAGGAGGAAAGAGGAAGAAGAUCACGUUGAAGUACAGCAUUGACUGCACACACCCUGUGGAAGAUGGCAUUAUGGAUGUGGCCAACUUUGAUAAAUACCUCCGUGAGCGCAUCAAGAUUGAUGGUAAAACUGGCAAUUUUGGCAACAAUGUGGUGCUAGAACUCCAGAAAAGCAAAAUUUCCUUGACUAGCGAGAUCCCUUUCUCAAAAAGGUACCUCAAAUAUCUGACUAAAAAGUACUUGAAGAAGAAUAACCUCCGUGACUGGCUCCGAGUUGUGGCAUCUUCCAAGGAGGCGUUUGAACUUCGCUACUUCCAGAUUAACCAGGAUGAGGAAGAGGAGGAUGAGGAUUAG
Candidula unifasciata is the source of this 390-nucleotide messenger RNA. NCBI's taxonomy places the organism in Eukaryota, Metazoa, Mollusca, Gastropoda, Stylommatophora, Geomitridae. The record is from the annotation of a GenBank genome assembly.